AUGCAGCAGUCUCAAGCCCACCAGGUUCAUAAAGAACUUCAAGAUGCAUUCGCUCAACUAGAGUCGAUUCGUUAUGAAGUCCGGAGUAUAUCACUUAUGAAUCCUGGUCCUAUGGCUCGAAGGCUGAUGGAUAAUCCUCAAGACCCGGCUUCUCUGAGUGGUUUUGCUUCUCUCCUAACUACCAGUUUAUAUGUAUUCUUAAGGGCCAACAGUUCACUUGAGAAGCCUAAGGAGGAGCUGAAGUCAAGAAAUACUGUUGUGAAGGAUGAUACUUUCAGAACCUCAGACUCACCUAAUUUGCAUAGCCAAGCAACUGCGUAUGCAAAGUUGGCUGAAUCUGAUGUUGUGAAGACUGGCUCUUUGAAGAGCAGUGCAGAGCAAGAAAACCUUAAAGAUGAAAGUGGUCUUUUCAUUGUCCUCCCAAUUUCAGCUGAAAGCACUGGGAUGCUACCAAAUCGCAAAGAGAAUGUUAAGGGAACAGACAUUGUGUUGGAAGCAUUAGUUGAAGCAGAGGUAGCACGUAAUGCCAAAGAUUUCUUUUCACAGCCUGAAAAUCAAAUACAGUGAACUGAAAAGGUGGUGUUUGAUUCAAAGGGAUUAACUGCCAUGGAAUGCAAUCAUUGCUAUUGAAAGCUCCAUUACAAUUUUCGUUUUGGCCAUAUGACUCUUGAGAGCCCAUUCCUAUUAACUGUUGGUGGACCAUUUCCAAAAUAAAAUGGGUGGAAGGGCCGUUCGAACAUGACGCCCAUUGGAUGCCAACAUCUCAAGCUCUAGGAGUUCCCUUCCAUGGUUUUCACUUCUCGGUCUCUCACCUCAAGUUCAACCAGUUCACUUUCAUGGGUUCCCAUUUGAAUUUUGAAGACCUGAUCAACAUGAUUCUUUCACCAACAGAAUGUGAAACCAAUCUACAGAAUGAUAUUAGUUUCUAGAUUUUAGUCUAUAAUUCUUGUUCUAUGGCAUAUAAGUCUGUGAUCAAGCAUAUAUAUAUCAUCCCUGUAAAGAACACCAAUAUCAUAUUGAGUUAUUAAUGCAAUCUACAAAUUUGCCAUUCGUUUGUAGAAAUAAUGAAGGUAUUAUAAACUGUAAUGUGAUAUGAUUUGUCACAUUUUAUGGCUGUGAUCUUUUUCUGACUGCCUUUUAUCUUA
Messenger RNA from Prunus persica (peach), 1145 nucleotides. RefSeq lists its product as uncharacterized. Bases 1 to 567 code for a protein of 188 amino acids. NCBI's taxonomy places the organism in Eukaryota, Viridiplantae, Streptophyta, Magnoliopsida, Rosales, Rosaceae. The record is from RefSeq and is a predicted model, not a curated record. The transcript has 6 exons.